Molecule: messenger RNA, 1174 nt
Organism: Cucurbita moschata (crookneck pumpkin)
Lineage: Eukaryota; Viridiplantae; Streptophyta; Magnoliopsida; Cucurbitales; Cucurbitaceae
Product: MADS-box transcription factor ANR1-like
Exons: 9
Coding region: 193-903 (236 amino acids)
Biological process (GO): positive regulation of transcription by RNA polymerase II
Cellular component (GO): nucleus
Molecular function (GO): RNA polymerase II cis-regulatory region sequence-specific DNA binding; protein dimerization activity; DNA-binding transcription factor activity, RNA polymerase II-specific
Source: RefSeq, a predicted model, not a curated record
AGGGAUUUCUAGAGAGAGAAAAGAGGGGUUUCUAGAGAGAGAAAAGAGGGUUUUAUUGAGAGAGAAAUAGAAGAACACUUCUAUUCUCCAGGAAAAAACCACAAGAAGAAAGAAGCAAAUCCGCAGACCAUGGAGCGAUUUGAGUGAAAUUAUUGAAUAAAAAGUUGAGAAAAAUUAGAAGAAAAAAAAGGAAUGGGAAGAGGGAAGAUUGUGAUAAGAAGAAUAGACAAUUCAACGAGCAGACAAGUGACGUUCUCAAAGAGAAGAAAUGGAUUGCUGAAGAAAGCUCGAGAGCUUUCAAUCCUUUGUGAUGCCGAAGUUGGAUUGAUCGUUUUCUCAAGCACAGGAAAGCUCUAUGAUUAUUCCACCACCAGCAUAAGAUCAAUUACCGAUCGUUACUACAAGGUGAAAGAGGAGCAAAAUCAGCUGAUGAACUCUGUUUCAGAACUCCAGUUUUGGAAAAGAGAGGCAGCAGCUUUGAAGCAACAACUGCAUUACUUGCAAGAAUGUCACAGACAAUUGAUGGGCGAAGAACUAUCUGGCCUGAGUGUCAAAGAUCUACAAAAUCUAGAAAACAAGUUGGAAAUGAGCUUGAAAGGUGUCCGUGUAGAAAAGGAAAAGAUUUUAAGGGAUGAAAUUACGGAACUAAGACAGAAGGGGAAUCAUAUGCAUCAAGAAAAUGUGGAACUAUACAAGAAGUUAGAUAUGAUUCACAAGGAAAAUGCAGAACUGCAAAUGAAGGUUUAUGGACCAAUGGAAGUGGAUAAAACGAGCAGUAGCUCAACUCAACAAUUCACUAUCACCAAUAGAUACAGUAUGCCUGCUCUACAGCUAAGACAGCCACAACCACAAAACAGUGAAACAUCAGUACCAGGGAUAAAGCUGGGAUUGCAACUGCAAUAACAGCAGUUAGAUCAUGGAUAAUUUAUCCAUGGUCAUUUCUUCAACAACUCAUCAUACAGUAUGAAUCAUGUUCAACAUGAAGGUGUCUCCUGCUUCCGUUUUCACCAGAUCCCUCACAUUUGGUAUGCAAUGUUCUUCAAACUCUAUAUAUGCGAUAAAUUUAGCAGCCAGACCAGCUACCUAUGUAAGUUUACAAAUAAUGACAAUGCACCAUGUGCCAUGUGUUGUUCUAGCUGUUAUUAAAAGUUUGUUGUGUUAAUUAAUUAGACCA